GCAGCAGCAGCAGCAGCGGCGGCGGCAGAUAUAGGCGCAGGCAGCAGCACACGACUGAGGAGAACGUACGUGUCGUGUUUUUUUCGCACGGACCUCGCAUCGUGUCGACCUGCGUGCGUGUGCUGCGUCGCGAGUGCCGUGUGCCGUGCUAAUGUGAUAGUGCGUCGUCGUGCGCGUGUUCAUGUAAUUACCUAUAUACAUCCAACGACUCCGGACUCCGAAAACUACCGAGUCGGACGGAGAGCUUCUCGUCUAUUAGAGGGAGGAAAAAAAAACAAGUGGAACGAGAGUAACCAAGCACACGUAUAAGCAUACUUAUAUACAUGCAACACACGUCUACGUCGCUGAACUACACGUUAUAUAUAUAAAUCUGCGAGCGCAUAUAAAUACGUAUACAUAUAUCGAAGCAUUUGCGAACGCAUACGUCGCUCUCUCUCUCUCUCUCUCUCAUCCGAGGCAGUAUAUAGUAACGCAAAAGUUAUAAGAAGACGAUCUACGGCGAAAAACGACAAGCCAGGCGAGCAACUAUCGGCACCAGCAGCAGCAUCAGGGGCAGUGCAACAGCGGUAGAAGAGAAAGAUUAUAUCUGGUCGCCAAUUGCAACUUGUGUGUCGGUGUACUCCUCUUCCGUGAUCGUCUCCCGAACUGCGGCCUGAUUUUCUUCUUCGUCUUCUCCCGUUGUCGUCGUCGUCUCUCUCUUUCGCUCGAUCGCUUCGUUUUCUGCAUCGACUUUGAAUUAAACGCCAACUUAAGAGCCAACGACUCUCCGCGUGCAUCGGCAGCAACAGCAGAAGCAAAAAAAAAGAGAAGAGGAAAAAAACACAUUUGAAGAUUCCAAACUGACGCCAAUAAAAGCAAAACGGCCUCUAACGCAAGCCCAAGUACAAGAUUGAAUAAAACCAAAACUCAGGAGGAUUAACGGAGAAAAGCAGCGAAUGAAUGUCGAGUAACGGAGAAACUGCUGCAAUUUCAAAAACGACCGAAUCGAUUAAGCAGGUCCUCGAUAAAUAUACUACCAAAUUGGCUGAUUUGGAGCCCGGCACCUUGACAAAAGCGACGAAGCAACCUCUAGGGGGGUGCCACCCACACAUCAGUCACUGGUCGCUGCGAGACCGCGAUAGUUACGAACGACUAUGAAUCUACAUACUCUGCUACUAGCCGCUGAUUAUAUUGAAAAGCUUGAAAAAAAUAACUUGAAGCAAAAUUCGUCUUCGGCCAACGUAAAUAACGAUCAACGUUCUAAUGAUCGUAAUAGUGCCACUGAGCCAAGAGGAAACAAGUUAAAACGAGAGCGGGCAGAUAAAGACCAAGAUGACCUGUUAUGCCAAGAGAAAUUAUUUAUCAUCGAAGGCGAGGAGCCGAUCGAUGGCCAGGCGCGUCAAAAUGGCGUAUACUACCAUCAACCCGUUCACAAUGUUCAUGCUCAACAACAGCAUCAGCUGACACAAAACGUAGGGGGCCGGAAUGCGAACAUCAACCAGCCCCGUAUCAUUGUGGGCUCACCUAUUUCCACGGUUGCGACCGUCCAUGGCCGAGAAAUACACUCGGACGUUAUACAGCUGCAACAGCAGCAGCCUCAGACGGUCCAGCAACAACACCAACAAAGCUCAUCCGCACAGUUCAAUCCACACCUUGAGAAUAACAAUUCCAAUCACAGUGUGAGUUCCGCCAGCGGACUGGCGCCGGCUCCGGGCACCGAGGUGGACCAGCAGGCCUCGACGUCACAAACGUCCACGGGUAGCGAACAUCGGAGAACGCGUAACGGUUCCGUCUCGUCAUCGAGAUCAGGUACUCGAGAAGUGCAUAAUAAAUUGGAGAAGAAUAGGAGAGCCCAUUUGAAAGAGUGUUUCGAAACGUUGAAGAAACAGCUUCCACCUUCAGAUGACAAAAAGGCAUCGAACCUAGCUAUACUUCACCAAUCGCUCAAACACAUACAGUCUCUAAAGAAAAAGGAACGUGAACACGAACACGAAAUGGAACGUUUGGCCAGAGACAAAAUAACCGGGCAGCAAAGGCUAGCAGUGUUGAAAAGAGAACUGAGCUUGAGACAUGAAAAUAUCGAUUUCAACGCCAUUCUGCCUACGGAGCCCGAUGAAGAAUUUCAAAGGGCUGCAGCAGCAGCAGCUGCCAACCCCCAAAAUCAAGAGGCCGAAGGUGGCAAUAGUAAUAGUGGAUUAGCUCGCGCAGGCACGCGUUACAGUAGCACCAGCAGCCUUAGCAGUGCAGCGACGGACAACUCGCAUUCGGCUCAGCAACAACAACAGCAGCAGCAACAACAGCCCAGCAACGAUAAUGCCAACGGCAGCAGCAGUCAAAUGGCUGCAACGGCCGUCGUAUUCAGCCAAACGCAGAACGUCAAUCUGGGCCAGGGCAUACGCGAGAGCCCACCGACCAUCAGCAGCCCAAACGCUACCACGGCCACUCAGCCAACUCCUGCUCAGGAAAAAGUAACAAUCGCCACGUCGGUCGUGCAAGCCCAAACCGUUGCAGCAUCGCAGAUCACGAGCGCAACUCCGACGCAGUUGCAUCUACCGAUAAGCGCGCAAAUGAUCAACGCCUCGUCCAGUUUGGCGUUUGUGCCGGCGCUGCAACAAAUUGGCUCGAGCUUCAAAGUCAUCCCAAGUGAUGGACGUCAGCUCAUAGCUGUGCAAUCCAAUGGACCAAACUCCGGAGUCUCCGGUACAACGGGAGAACCAAGAUCUGUGGCACUGGUCGUACAUUCGACUACGGCCAACAAUGAUAAUAGAGUAACUCUGGUUCACUCCACGAGUAACGAUGUAAGACCAGUUACUUUUGUGUCCGGCAGUAUGCUUACUGCCGCUCAUGCACCCAUCAGCGUUACGAAUGCCCAAACGAAAUUAAGACCGGCAGACGGGGCGCAAACGCAUAAAGUGGUGUGCGCAGAUUUAAGCCUCGUGCAGAAUGGUCUCUUCCGUUCAGUCAAAACCCAGCCUCUCACUGUUCAAGGAGGUAUAACGUUGAGUCACGCUGUUAGCAAAACAUCAAAUGCAUUGUCGCAAGCAAGUGCAACAGUAGCAACAGCACAAUCAAAUCUAUCCCAGAAUUCACAACCGAUUCCUGGAAUUACGCCUCUCGUAGCAGCACCCAUGACAGUUGUAUCUCAAGGCGGUGGUCCAGGUCAGCAGGUAAUUGCUCUUGCUUCAACUUCCUUGCCCGGAAAAGUAAUCAGUGCACCGCUACAUACGUUAAAACCUAUAAACCAGAAUCAAUUCAAUAACUACGGCUAUAAGCCAGUGGUGGUUUUAAAUCAACAGCAGCCACAAAAUAAUACCAAUGGUACGGUAACGAGCAAGUCCGGCCCUACUACAUCGACGAGUUCCCAACACAAACCUGUUUGACAGAGCGAAGUGAUUAGAACCAUUGCUAAAGGUUGACUUUGAAUAACGAAGUCUUUUAUCCAUAUAUGAUUCAAUUAUGAGUCUCACUACCUUUGUUAAUAUUUAUCGAAGAAUCUUGAUCUAAAUAACCGACGCAACUUGACUCGACAGCUGCAUGUUCCUUGGCUGCCAAUGUGAACAGUACACAGCUGUUGAAAACUAUGGGCUAGAACUAUUUGCCCAUUACACAGUAUUUCUAUAGCUUUGUAAAAGCAGUGGCAGUUGUCUUGCGAAUGCAGCCACAAAACAAUACGAAUGGUACGACUACGAGCAAGUUCGGCACUACUACAUCUUUGAGUGCCCAACAGAAAAAUUUUUGACAGAGCGAAGUGAUGAGACCUACUUCUAAAAGCUGACUUUUUAACGACCAAAAGUGUUUUAUCGAUUGUAUGAUUCAAUUGUAUGAGUCUCACUAUCUUUGUUAAUAUUCAUAAAAAAGACUUGAUCUUAAUAACCGACGUAACUUAGCUGGACAACUACAAGUUAACAUUUCGUAUUUUGCUGUAGAAGUGCAGUGAAAGAAUUCUUGUGGCUCAAAAAUAUAUACAUAUCUUUUUUAUUUAUGAUGAAUGAUGGACGGCUUACAUUAAUGUUACAGAUGCUUUUUUAAGUAGUUGCUUCGAGAGCAUUUGUAUUAAGUUCAUUAUUCUCGUUUUCUAAUAUCAAUAAAUCAGUACGUGACUCGCACUAAUAAACUUGAGCAGCCAAAACUUAACUUAGUCCUAUCUUUUUUUAGGACUUGCUGUAGUCUUAAAAAAGGUAGAACAAAGUUACGUUUUGGCUGCUCAAGUUUAUUAGUGCGGGUUUCGUCCUGACGCGGCAAUUUAUCAACCAAUAUAUUUAGAACUGGAUGUGAAAAAAUUGAACUAAAAUUCAGUAAUGUAACUCACGUAAAAUCUUAUUCUAAUCCACGUUGGUCGCUUUAAUGAAUGCCAGUUUUAAAUUAUAACCGAAGACCGAUACGAGCGUGAUAUAAAAUAAUGUAUGAUAAAUUGUCGUUGUGGGUGUAUACUGGUUAGAGAGUAAAUUUCAUUCGCAACAACAAUGAACACAGCAUUUUAGUAAUCCUUAAGAUUUUAUGUGGAUACAGCAUCCGCUGCCUUUAGUGGCCCACUUCUGUAGUAGUGUACUUUUGGCAAUCUAAAGUACGUAACAAUUGUGCAGCUUAUAUUUAGUGCAAUAGUAUUCAUUGCAUUAUUUCUUGUACCAUACAUUUUUCGAAAGUAGAGUUAUUGAAUGUGAUAUAAGGACCUAAAGCCAGAUAAAUUAAAGCUUUUAACAAAAUUUGCUAAUUUAAAUAAGUCUUAUUUUUAAUUGUAAAAAAACAUGAAUUUCGUUUUAGAAAGAAAAAAUGAACCAAGUAUAAAUAAAUUAGUUCUUGAUUAGGUGUAACAUGUGGUAACUUAUCUUUUUAUCUAGACGAUUUUAUUUUCUUAAUCGGCUAUAAGUGACACUUUCUAACCAGAAUACGUCUUGUCAUUAAAUCAAUUGAAAAACAUCGUUUAUACUAUUGUUCUUUGAGUAUAUCAAAGGCAAAAUUAAAAAUUAUUUCAACCACCAUAUUCAUGCUGAAUAUUAUCAAUGGUGUUCUGACCCGACUCAUUACAUUGAGGCUUUUACACUUUUUCCAUAUGUAAAAUAUAAAAAUGAAAAUACGCAUGGUUAUGAUAUUUAUAUUACAAAGCUUAUUAAAUGACAUUACCACAAAAUGGAAUUUAGAAAUUGUUUUUCUUAUAUCUACUAGAAUAAAUGUUCAUGUAUUUAGGUACAUUUUCAUGCAAAAAUAUCAACAUAAAUAUCACGAGAUUCUUUUAAAAACAUUCACAAAUAAAUCAAGAUGUCUAAUUGCGUUAAGCUCAUAAUUUGUAACAUAAGAAUUGUUUCUAAGGUAAGCGAUUUGCGUGUGAAUCACAUGUACGUCUUUAUCUCCUUUAAUAUUAAUUUUACGUCUUCGUAAUAUGUACAUUGUAGUCUUAACACUGGUAUUUGUUUUUAAAAGUGUACAUAAAGUUAUAAAAGAAUACAUUCACAAUAUUAUUAUAUAAGCUCGUCGAAAGAAUUAAUAUGGAGUUGCAAAUCCACCAUAAAUGCAAUUCUUUGCGAAUAAUUUGGUUUGCUUAAAAUAUGAGAUUUGUUUCAUAUUUUUUGAAAACCAGGACUUGUUGAGUUCUAAUUUAUUAAAUUAUCGCAUAAGACCAGUUGAAUUGAAGAAAGCUGUUAUUAUAAUUCUAAUCUAAAUCGGCUGAGAAUAAUGAAUGUUUUUGCAAAAAUCUAAUUCAAUCCAUCAAAUUUAUCUCAUUCAAUGUGUCGAGUCGUUGUUCGACUGAAAUCAUAGUGCGUAGAUCAUAUAUCAGAAUUAAUAAACUUAUAAAGAUGCUUAUUCAGCAUGAAAAGAGCAAAAAAGUGUCAGUCGGAAAAAAUGAUCCAUUCGAGGAGUAAGAAUUUGGGGACUGAUAGAUUAGAAUGAAUGAUUGUAUUUAUGAAAGAAUGCUUGUAUUUUAAGUCUAAAAAUCAUGAUUUUGGUUAAAAGAAGUAAGAAUGCAAGUCAAUACUUAAUAUAUAAUGCGCUUUAAAGUUCCAUAAAUUGAGUGUGUCAAUGUGUUUUUAGUAAUGUGUGAGUACAGAUAGUGCAUAAAUUAAGACCCACAAUAUUAACGCUUUUGAUAUUCGAAUGUUAAGGAGUAAUUGGCUUCCCAACUUUAGUAAAAAUAAUUUAUGGUCUUUAAGGCAGAGGCGAGUUCAAGUCUAUUGAAGAUGUACGGGAAGUACAUUCAAUUACAUUUGUCUGUUGUCUGUAAUAUGAAAAAAACGAAUGUAAAAGCACGAAGUUCUGCGUAAUUAAUAUUUUAAUAUCUACUCUAAAAAUAUCAACAUAUUGAGAUGCCUUAUAUGAUUCAAUUCUACAACUAGAGGCAGUUUUUAUGACAUUAGACUUGCAUUUUUAUUUGUUUCAGAAACUCCAAUAAGUUAACGUUUGAAAGUUAAGUUAGAAGGCAAUGCUCCGCAUAUUUUUGUGUAUCUACAGCGUUAGUGUUGUGGGCUUUUUGGUAAAGAUUUAUAUUAUUAUAUAAAUACUUUUGUAAAUAGGAAUGAGUAUAUGUUAUUGAUAUAAAUAUAUAUAUAAUACAAAUAUAAAUAAAUAUAUGUAUGACAUUGUAAUUUGGAGAGAUGAUAAUAAUCGCAAUGCGAAGAAUGAACAUGAGUGUACAUGAGAACAAUGUGAUAUAUGACCUAGUAGUAUGUAACCUCAAGAUUUGUCAUCUUAGCGCAUAAGUACAAGAUAUUAGAAGGGAAAACAAAAAAUAUGAAAGGUACAACAACUCUGUUUCCAGUGUAAAAGAACCCAACACACAUGAUUAAUUUAUGAUUGGUAAAUAAAAAUCUUACCACUUCAAAGAAAUGCGAUUACCUAUUUGUAAAUAGUAUACAAAAAAGAAGUAACUAAGAUCAUGAGUACAGAUUAUAUUAUAAAUAAAUAUUAUAUUAUAUAUAAAGAAAAUAAAAAAAUGUGAAUAAAUUUUAUGAUGGAGGAACAAAAUUAACUUCAACCAUCGAUUUUUAACACGUCAGCGUAGUGCGUAUUCCCUCAUUACGAUGAAAACUUUGUAAAACGCACUUAUUGAGUGAAUGUUUUAAUGGAAUAAAUGUUAUUGCGCGUCUAUAAA
This is a messenger RNA of Trichogramma pretiosum, 7063 nucleotides long. RefSeq lists its product as uncharacterized. Gene Ontology annotation, molecular function: DNA-binding transcription factor activity, RNA polymerase II-specific; RNA polymerase II cis-regulatory region sequence-specific DNA binding; protein dimerization activity. The record is from RefSeq and is a predicted model, not a curated record. The transcript has 10 exons. Lineage: Eukaryota; Metazoa; Arthropoda; Insecta; Hymenoptera; Trichogrammatidae. The coding region runs from base 1134 to 3359 and encodes 741 amino acids. Gene Ontology annotation, biological process: regulation of transcription by RNA polymerase II.